AUGUUUGAAUUCCAGUCUCUCCAACUCAGAUCUGAAUUUGCUUUCCUGCCCCAGCGGCCACAGUCUUCUAAGUUAGUUGAUCGCUGCACCAAGACUCUUCAGCUCUCUCCUAAUCCUCUUACAGCCGAUUCUCAGAUGACCUCUUGCAUAGAUACCGUAGAGCCCAGUGGUAUGACUUCUCUUGGACAAUUGGCCGGUGAUGGAACCAACUGUAAUAACACUCAUGCACAGGCUGAUAAUUUAGUCACUUAUUCUUUGCCACAUGCUCCUCCUGCUUCUGUUGGUAUAACCCCUUGUGCUGUGGAGUGGGUUAAUUUUGGAUCCAGGGUUCGUCAAACUCCUAGCCUCGGGAAUCGUCGGCCCUGUCUUAAGAGUAUCAAGGAUUCAAUUAGAGGUGGAAGGUUAGUUCAGAUGCUUCCUGCGCGACCAAAUACUCAGAAUGCUUUUAUCUUUGUUCAUCUGAUGAAUGGUUAUUCUAUACAUACAUUUAUUUAUUUAUUUAUUUAUAUUCACAUAUAUUUAUAUCAAUUUCUAAGUAGGUUUGUGGGGCUACCAGUAAAUAAGACUAUUCGAUUGCUAUAG
Molecule: messenger RNA, 582 nt
Organism: Protopolystoma xenopodis
Lineage: Eukaryota; Metazoa; Platyhelminthes; Monogenea; Polystomatidea; Polystomatidae
Source: the annotation of a GenBank genome assembly